UCAUCAGAUCGAGAUGACCGCCAACUUCAUUUCCGAACCAAGCUUAUUCAGCGAACCUUUGAACGUUUUGGCGCGCAAUGCCAUCACGGAAGCCGAACAAUUUCAUUAGUCGCCAGCGAUCGCUUACCGAAUGCACGCUACCGAUUUCAUAUUAUGCCAAAAACGGGAGUCAACAAGCAAGGUUUUUAGCGUUAGGUGAGUUAUUUCUUAAUGAACUCGCUGUUGUGCGGAAGUUCUUGAGAUGGAGGUAAUUACCCACUCUGAUGACCGAGGCAUUUCAAGAGGAUCUUUGAGAUGAUGUGGUUGUUGGGAAUUAAACAUGGAAGGAUUGAUAACGACAACUUCCAAGAAAGAUUAACAAAUUGGCAUUUGGAUCGUGUAUACGACGGCAGUGACUUUUCUUAUUUUUCGACGUCGAACUGAACAUCCACAUCGACAUCAACAUGGUGAGCAGUCUUCAUCGAUAAUCAUACUUUGAAAAGGGAAAAUAUAGGUUUUAAAGGACGCGAUAAUUUGCGAGAAAGCAUUCACGAUUAAUGGCAUUAUUAGAAAGUUAGUUUGUCUGAUAGUCAAAUACUCUUAAUGAUUGGAACGGAUAUUUCCAGAACAGUGUACAGUGACCUUUGAAAGUAUUUUGCAUCUGUUUAUUUGAAACGCUCAAUUUCUUCUAUUUCGUGAUUCGAGGGAGCAGUCGAAAGUGGCGCCAUACAUGGCAUUUUUUAUAAUUUCAACCUUCAUGACCUUAAAUUUGCCUUUUAUCGUGUUUAUCAAAAGACAGGCUAGAAUCCGCACAAUCUGAAAAAGGGGUCACAUGUACUUUACAUAUCAAACACCAGCAUGACCAAUAUUGAUGAUAUUACUUUUUAGUGAAAUGAACAUUUUGAUGCGUGAACCGGGGAGGCUGGUUGUGCUCUUUUCAUGCCAAUACCGUAGAUGAAUUAGUCUGGAAAGGAUUAAAUCAAGGAUUGCAAUCUCGUUUUUGACUUGUCAAUAUCAGCAAAAUUUUGUAUGUGCCUUUGCCAAGUCUGAUGUUGGAGGAAGAAAUUUACCUCGAAUGAGUCGGCUUAGUGACUGAUGCGGAGACACGUACGCGUGCCGGGCAAACAUUGGGUUGGUUUCAGGAUAAUUAGGCAUCAAAGAAAUACCAACUCGACUUUGUUUAGAGGUUUAAGUAUAUUAAAUGGCUUUUAUAAGCCUAUAUCAAAAUCAUAUUUUGCAAAGUGAUGCAUUGGGCCUAAAUUCGGUUGUUUAAGAAUAAACUCCGAUCUGGUUAUUUUAUAAACUGGUGUAUAAAAAUAGUGUUUCAUCUAAACAAAACCUACUGUUGUGGUGACUUGCCUUUGUGGUAUGCCUUUCUUUAUAACCUCGAGUACUUGACUUCUCAAAAAUGGUAGUGACGUGAAUCGAUUUGCUACAAAUCUUCCUUGCCAUACUAACGGGGAAUGUCAUUUACAUGAUUUAGGUCAUCUGACUUUACAAAGGAGCAAUUUUCGCAACAUGGAGACGGCCACUGUUUCGACCCUGAUUAACAUGGAGCCAACGGCCAAUCCAAUAUUUGAGUUCACUGAUUACAACCAGCGAAUCGCCGUCGCAGUCCUCAUGGCCAUCAUCUUCAUCGUCGGCAUCAUCGGCAAUGGCCUGGUUUUAAUGGCUGUUUCUGUUUCCAGAAAGCUGCACACUUCCACAAACGCCUUCGUCGUCAGUCUUAGCGUGACGGAUUUCCUGACCUGCCUCGUGCUCCCGUUCCAGAUCAGUGGUGUUUUGAGCAGGACAGGAUGGAUGCUACCGUAUGCGUUAUGCAACAUUGUCGGCGGUGUCGCAAUCAGUUCCGCCAUAGCAAGUGUAAUCACCCUCGCGCAGAUCGCAAUCAACCGUUACGUUAUCAUUACGUCCGACCGACGCCGUUACGAGCAAAUAUUUUCGCCUCGCAACGUGUUUCUCAUGGUCGCGUUCUCCUGGCUAUUCCCAUUCAUGACAAUGGUUUUCCCACAGGCCAUUGGGUAUGGCAGGAUCGGCUAUACCAAUAAAUAUAAGCUUUGUCUCAUGGACGGAAAUCACAGAUACGCUCUCAUCUACGAGGUCGGUGCCGCCAUCAUCCAAUUCACCUGCUUCGUCGUCAUCACGGUCUGCUACGGACUGAUCUAUCGCUUCUUGCGCCAGAAGAUGUUCUUUAAACGAUCUCCAUCACCUAACUUCACAUCAAACGGCGGCAACACUCGUCGCGUCGUUCCAAGCACGUCAUCAACGGAGUUAUCGAAUACGCAGGCAACCAAGGACAGCGUCAAGGAAAUGAACGGCAAUGUGGUUGCGGGGGAGACUGAAAAGGGCGCGAAACUGCCGACGCGUCGAGAGGUGCAAAUCACGCGGAAUCUGUUUUACGUCGUCUGUGCGUUCUUCGUAUCCAUCAUACCGUACGCGAUCGCAGUGGCGAUUCCGAACAGCGGAAAGGUGCUGGUCUACCUAGGUGUGCUGGUGACCGCGUCGAGUAUCCUAAACCCCAUCAUUUAUGGCUUCAACCAUCCUCAUUUUCGCGUCAUAUUCAGGAUCAUAUUGCGAUGUGACUGGAAUAGGAUUCCCGAACCAUCUGCGUUUUUGAGAGCUAUACAGGGAAAGAGAUAACUUUGAAAAAUGUAUUUUUGUUCGAACACGAAUACUCCCACAGGUAUGAGAAUGACAGAUCUAAUGUUUGACAAAUAAAUUAAACAAUUGAAAUGCAUUAUACCGCUAACUGUAAAUUUACGAUAAGGGUUGAACUUCAUGGACUUUUUUCUAUUGACUAUCAUGGACCGUAGCUUUGGGCAAAAUAUUUAAAGCUAAAUUUCUAGAAGUCUUUUUUUCUUUAAUAUAAUCUAGCUGGUAAAUCAAAUUGGGUAACAAAAUGUUGGUAAGAAUUUUGUCUACGUGCAGUCGCCGCCAUUUGACCGAUGGGGAAUAAGCUCUUUUCUCAAUGUUGGUGGUAAUCUAACGCUACACUCACGCCAAUGAAACCGACCCGAAACCGACCGAUGGUUUGUCAUUAGAAAUAACGUAAUAAGCUUGGUUUGUUUGGAUUUGGUUUCACUGGUAUGAAGGUGGCCAUAAUCGUGGUCGCAUUGACCAUGUUGACGUUGGGCAAAGUACAGUUGGUUAAUUCUAUGAACAUAUAUCCACUGGUAAUUCUUAUAGCAAAAUUGGCAAAAUAAAAUAUUGAUCAUUCAUGAAUUUCAUAAUACUUUAUGAUUAACAGAAAAUACCGUUCUGCCUUAGCACAAAAAGCAGAAUGAGAUUAACGUAUCCGCUGCAAAAAAUGCAGCCCAGAAUCUGUAUAUAGAAUAUAUAGCAUAAUGACCACAAGGCCACAAGUCAUGAUGGAAGUGUUGAAACAACACGAAUUUAGAUUUAAACCGAAUGCUGUUUUAACACUUGCUGUUGUAGUUUAAACAAACUUGGUGUUAGCUUAAAAAAAACGGAACUGCGGACUGUUGUAUAAAAUACAAACUCUGAAAAAAAAAAGAGUUUUUGUCUCGCCUGCAUUGCUGAGUGAGACUAUGGGGCCUCUUUUCCGACGGCGUUGUCAACAUUGAACUUUGAAAUGUGUACGGACCUAAUUCAUGAAACCUGGGCAUAAGGAUAAUUAAGUAUUACUUAACAUCCUGCCCGAGUUUCAGGUCACAUGACCAAGAUUUUUUAGGUUUUUUAGGGUCAAUUAACUUAGACCAUGUAGGGGGAAUAAAUGUCGAAAUCUUUAACCAAGGUUACGUUUUUGAAAUGUCAUCAUAACUUUAAAAGCUUAUGGAUCUAGUUAAUGCAACUUAGGUAUAAGAGCAAUCAAGUAUCACAUAACAUCAUGUGUGAGUUUCAGGUCAUACAUGUAUGACCAAGGUCAUCUAAGGUCAAUUAACUUUGGCCAUGUUGGGAGUGUUUGUUGAAUUGCCAUCAUAACUUUGAAACAUUAUGGAUCUAGUUCAAGAAACGCCCGGGGGAGUCAAAUGUAUUGCUGUACACAUGCGUGACCAAAUUAUUGCCAAACACCGCCUAAACGAGUUUUUCUCUGUGCGCAAAAUAAUUGCCCUUAUGUGCAUUAUAUGGAACUGUCAACAUAUGUUUAUAUAUCUAUAAAAUAUGUAUAUCAAUGUGUAAUGUCAAAUUAUCUUUAUUUUCAAAUCAUGUUCUCAUUUUUAUUAUCGAAGUACAGUAAAAAUCUAGUAACCACGUUAACCUCAUUUUUUCCAUGUACUCUUGUUCAGAUGAGCAGAAUUUGUCUAUUAAUCAAUCAGUUUUAUCUUAA
Molecule: messenger RNA, 4267 nt
Organism: Lytechinus pictus (painted urchin)
Lineage: Eukaryota; Metazoa; Echinodermata; Echinoidea; Temnopleuroida; Toxopneustidae
Product: 5-hydroxytryptamine receptor 1F-like
Exons: 1
Coding region: 1498-2619 (373 amino acids)
Biological process (GO): G protein-coupled receptor signaling pathway
Cellular component (GO): membrane
Molecular function (GO): G protein-coupled receptor activity
Source: RefSeq, a predicted model, not a curated record